Messenger RNA from Cordyceps fumosorosea ARSEF 2679, 2670 nucleotides. Its product is annotated as sexual development serine/threonine kinase PakA. The record is from RefSeq and is a predicted model, not a curated record. Gene Ontology annotation, molecular function: ATP binding; protein serine/threonine kinase activity. Gene Ontology annotation, cellular component: cytoplasm. Gene Ontology annotation, biological process: protein phosphorylation; regulation of MAPK cascade; intracellular signal transduction. The transcript is spliced from 5 exons. The coding region runs from base 1 to 2670 and encodes 889 amino acids. NCBI's taxonomy places the organism in Eukaryota, Fungi, Ascomycota, Sordariomycetes, Hypocreales, Cordycipitaceae.
AUGGACAGCAAGAAUCCGUCCCACCUCAACACCAGUACAUCGCAGCGUCGCCGUCUUGUCAAAAAGUCGUCCCAUCAUUACUCGCGCUCCUCCUCCGGCCUAGAUAGCGCCCACGACGCACACUCUAUCCACAGCAAACGCAGCUCUACGAAUAGUCUUCGUCGCACGCCCAGCGCGCCCCCGCCCGUGCGACCAAGCAACACCAUCACAGGCGCCUUUGCUACCUCGACCUCGACCUCGCUCCGCCAUCCUACACCGGCCCAGUCGUCGAAUGCGUCGCCGCUGCAGCAGCAGGGUCACUUUGCCGCCGCCAUCGGCCCUUCGUCGUCGCCUUAUUCCGCACGCCUUCCCUACCGCAACAGCCCGUCCUUGCAACCUGAACCGCACUUUCGCCAGCCUGCACCAGCGUCCACGCCCACGCCCGCAAACCCCGUCGCAGACGAUCUAAUCGGCGCACCCUUUGACGGCGCUGCCAUCCUCAGCAGCAUCGACUCGACCUCGUACAGUCCCGAGCCAAGUCUCACCCCGUCGCCUGCUAGCUCGACUCCCGGUACCACCAACACCACUGUCGCUGCCGCAGCCAUUGCUACUCCACGCACAUCCAUCCCCGCCCAUCCGCAAAAGUCGUCGUCUACAACCACCGUCGUUGCUCGAGCAGCUGCGCCAAUUAUCCGCGCCGUCAGCACCAAGAAGCCUAAGCCCGCUCUCCGCUCUUCGAAAAGCGUCACGAAUAUGGACUCAAGUACGACCCUCGUCGACAAGUCGGGCACCCCCCGAACCGAGGCGCAGGCCGCCGCCACCCCCAACAGGUAUUCAGAUGAAUCCGGCGGCGUCCCUUCCAAACCACCCAACGUCCGCAAAAAGUCGGGCUUCUCUGGUUUUGUCAACAGCUUAGUCGGAUCUCAAAAGAAACCCAUGAUCUCAGCACCAGAAAAUCCCAUUCACGUUACCCAUGUUGGCUACGACAGCUCUACUGGCCAGUUCACGGGUCUGCCCAAAGAAUGGCAACGAUUAAUCAACGAAAGUGGUAUUCCCGAAAAAGAGCGCCGCGAGAACCCCCAGACCAUGGUCGACAUUCUGCAGUUCUACAAAGAAACCACCGAGAAGGCCCCCGAGGAUCAGGUGCUUGAAAAGUUCGGCUAUGCUGCCGCCGACCGAUCACAAUAUGCCAGUCCUAAUCCUUCGAAUCCCGCUUCGCCAACCAUGUAUCCUACCAGUUAUAUAGGAAGCUUCGAAAACCCACGAGCGCCACCCCCAGUACCACCAACGAAGGGCCUCGGCCUGCCAGCAUCAAAAGACAUGGUGCCCAGCCGACCUGCCCCCCGUCCUCCUGUCAGCAUGGGUAACCGUGCCGGCCCUUCAAAUGCCUAUAGCACACCAAAAGACUCUGGUAUUGGAAUCAUGAAUAAUGAAGCAGACAACGGGCCGAUGCUUCCUGAGGAGCACAGAUCUCGCUCAAAUUCCAGGGUCACUGGUACUUCGCCUUUCUCGCCUCAACACACCGGCUCGCCGAUUUCUGUGCAGCAACCCACCCUUCUCCAGCAACAGCAGAUGAUUCAGCAGCAGCACGAACAAGCCAUGGCCCAGGCCCAAGGAGCCAUGGCUGGCCAGGUCGGACGAGCUCCUAGCAAGAGGCUACCUACCCAGACACCUUCGCCCAUUGUUGCCGGGUACGUACCGAGAGAGGCCAAUGGAGCUCGCCACCAACCUGGCAUGACUCCAAACCCCCAGGCACGACCCCGGCACCGCUCCAGACAGAGCAACGGCAUCGACAUCGUCGCGGCUCUCAGGCGCAUAUGUAGCGAUGGAGAUCCCCGCGAGAUAUUCAGAGGCCUGACUAAGAUUGGCCAAGGUGCAUCUGGCGGUGUCUUCACGGGCUACGAGCGGCACACCAAUCGAUUGGUUGCCAUUAAGCAAAUGAACCUCGAACAACAACCCAAGAAGGAUCUCAUCAUCAACGAAAUCAUUGUUAUGAAGGAGAGCUCGCACCCUAAUAUUGUCAAUUAUAUCGACAGUUUUCUUACCGGCGGUGAGCUCUGGGUGAUAAUGGAAUUCAUGGAAGGUGGAAGUUUAACGGAUGUUGUGACCUUCAACAUUAUGACUGAGGGGCAAAUUGCUUCCGUAUGUCGCGAAACGCUUAAGGGCCUGCAACAUUUGCACUCCAAGGGAGUCAUUCACCGCGAUAUCAAGUCGGACAACAUCUUACUUUCCAGUGAGGGUAGCAUCAAGCUGACUGAUUUCGGAUUUUGUGCUACCAUCAACGAAGCGCAAAACAAGCGCACCACCAUGGUUGGAACUCCAUACUGGAUGGCACCCGAAGUUGUCACUCGCAAAGAGUACGGCCGUAAGGUUGAUAUUUGGUCACUUGGCAUCAUGGCCAUUGAGAUGAUUGAGGGCGAGCCGCCAUACCUUACCGAGUCACCUCUUCGUGCGUUGUGGCUCAUUGCAACGAACGGCACUCCGCAAAUCAAGAAUGAGAGUGAACUGUCGGAUGUCUUCAGAGAUUUCCUAUACUUCGCCCUCAAGGUCGACCCCGAGAAGCGAGCUAGCGCUCACGAUUUACUAAGAAUCUUGGACAACUAUCGCCUCUGGUUCGGUCUGCGCGAGAACAGCGAGCCCAAGAAAGGGCCCGAAAGGUCUAAAAUGAGCCUGAUGUCUUGGAUAAGUUAA